Molecule: messenger RNA, 1165 nt
Organism: Tripterygium wilfordii
Lineage: Eukaryota; Viridiplantae; Streptophyta; Magnoliopsida; Celastrales; Celastraceae
Product: OVARIAN TUMOR DOMAIN-containing deubiquitinating enzyme 4-like
Exons: 5
Coding region: 427-918 (163 amino acids)
Biological process (GO): protein deubiquitination; endoplasmic reticulum unfolded protein response
Cellular component (GO): nucleus; cytosol
Molecular function (GO): cysteine-type deubiquitinase activity
Source: RefSeq, a predicted model, not a curated record
UUUAUUUAUACUUUUAUGAGAAUCUAAAAUUGAAAUAUUUAAUUGGAAAAUUAAAAUUUUUUAUAUUCUUACGGCUCAAAAAUGUCUGGAAUCUUAUAUGCGCUUUGUACAGAUACUUCUUUCCACGAACUCCAAGCACAACCACAGCCAUCACAGAAAUGGAAUCGAAUUCGAUUCUCAAGGCGUCUCGCAAUCGCUCACCGCGAAAGGUUCCAUGUCUUUUGGCUCUCUGUUGUCGCUCUCAUGCCUCCGUAGUCAAUCUCAAGCUGUAGCUUAUCAACAGUGAACUUCCAUUUCCCAAUCAAAUCGAAAUCGAAAUCAAUGUCUAGGGUUUAUUGUCUGAUGAAUUUAUGAAAUGCAAAAAGAAACAGGAAGGAAAAGGAAAGGAGAAAUAGUGUUUGCUGUUUUGACAUUCCUGUUUGAAAGAUGCCGAAACUGGACACUACGCUUGGUAACGACCCGGUUCAGUUUCGAUCAAUUCGGAUACCUGGAGAUGGACGAUGUUUAUUUCGAUCUGUGGUUCAUGGUGCUUGUUUGAGGGCUGGGAAGCCAUCUCCAAGUGGUAGCUAUGAGAAAGAACUUGCAGAUGAGCUCAGAGCUAAAGUCAUAGAUGAAUUCAUCAAGAGGCGAACAGACACAGAGUGUGACAGGUUUCUUGAAGAUGACUUCGAGAGAUAUGUGGGAAAAAUGCGACAAACCCAUAUUUGGGGAGGAGAGCCUGAGUUGCUCAUGUCCUCGCACGUCUUGAGGAUGCCAAUCACAGUUUACAUGUUGGAUAAGAAUUCUGGUAGCCUCAAUAUCAUAGCUGAAUAUGGGCAAGAGUAUGGCAAGGAAAACCCCAUACAAGUCCUAUAUCAUGGUUAUGGACAUUAUGACGUGCUUCGUAUUCCACCUGCUGGUACCGAGACCAAGCUGUAAUGAUUUAAUUUAUGUACUGAUGGCUGCUUUGGAGCGCAUUCUUGUCUGAAUUAUUAUAUAGUCACAGUAGUUCGUACUUUUGAGUAAUGAGUCUUGGUUGGGUUUGACGUUCCUAAUUUCAUACGUAGAUCUACCUGUAAGGUAAGAGAGGAGAGGGAUGCGGCUAGUUUUUUCGCCUUCCUUUUGGGCCUUCUCUCUUUUGGCUUUGCAGAAUUCAAUAAAUGACUCGGGGGAGCUUUAGCGUUAA